AUGAUCAAGCGGUCUCUAGCAAGUAUAGUUCGAUCCAGUUCUGUACUGAGUAGAAGAUCUAUGAUAGCAGCAGCAGGAGGACGUGUCAGAUUCUGUCCAGUUGUGGCAAAAAAUAAUAAUCGUACUGUAAAUACUUUUCAGAAGAGAUUUGUAGAAUCCUCGACAGAUGGUCAAGUUGUGCCUCAGGAAGUGUUAAACUUACCGCUUGAAAAAUACCACGAAGAGGCAGAUAUCUACCUAGACAAUUUAUUAGAUAGUAUGGAAGAACUGAGUGAGGCUCAUCCAGAUUGCAUACCCGAUGUAGAGCUAAGCCAUGGCGUAAUGACAUUGGAGAUCCCAGCUUUUGGAACGUAUGUAAUAAACAAGCAACCUCCAAAUAAACAAAUUUGGUUGGCAUCUCCAUUGUCUGGGCCUAACAGAUUCGACCUUCUCAAUGGGGAAUGGGUUUCGUUGAGAAACGGCACAAAGCUAACAGAUAUACUUACUGAAGAAGUUGAGAAGGCCAUUGCCAAAAGCCAAUAA
This is a messenger RNA of Saccharomyces paradoxus, 522 nucleotides long. It is a transcript of the gene YFH1, whose product is annotated as ferroxidase. The record is from RefSeq and is a predicted model, not a curated record. The transcript has a single exon. Bases 1 to 522 code for a protein of 173 amino acids. Gene Ontology annotation, molecular function: iron chaperone activity; ferric iron binding; ferrous iron binding. Gene Ontology annotation, biological process: intracellular iron ion homeostasis; iron incorporation into metallo-sulfur cluster. Gene Ontology annotation, cellular component: mitochondrion. NCBI's taxonomy places the organism in Eukaryota, Fungi, Ascomycota, Saccharomycetes, Saccharomycetales, Saccharomycetaceae.